GCCGGAGGUGGGGCGGGAUACACCGCCUUAUGCUGGGCUGGGGCGGACGGGCCCCGCUCUCCGCCGGCAACGAGAUGGAGGCAGCCCCCCUGGAAACUGUCCGGUUCUGGGCUCCUCAGUGUGAGGGUGACACGGACCUCCUGCAGAAGAUCCAGUGGAAGGCUAUGAAGAUGAUUAUAGAACUGGAGCAUCCCUCUUACGAGCAAAGGCUGAGAAAGCUGGGCCUACUGAGCUUCGAAAACAGACGAGUGAAAGAGAACCUCAUCCCUGUCUCUAAGUAUGUGAAGGGAGAGUGUGACGAGGAUGGACCAGGCUCUUCUCGGCGGUGCCAAGCAAUAGGACAAAUGGCAAUGGGUAGAAACUGGAUGCACUGCAAGUUCAAUCUGAGUAAGAACUUUUUUUGAGCUGGUGACCAAGCUCUGGAACAGGUUGACCACAGAGAGUGUGGAGUCUUCCUCACUGGAAUUAUUCAAGAACCGUCUGGGCACAUUCCUGUGCCGUGUGCUCUGGGAUGACCCUGCUUGAGCAGGGGGGUUGGACCAGAUGACCCACUGUGGUCCCUCCCAGCCUGACCCACUCUGUGAUUACACGAUUCUGUGAAAAUAUUUCGCUUUAAAAUCCCUCCCGAGAGCACCAACCCAUCGCCUUUCCCCCAAUAUUUCUACAGCGACCUGGUGGCCGCAGCGCAACGUCUUUAAGGGGCCCGUUUAUACACAGAAAAUACUGAGUGUCCCACUCUUCCCCCUCCCCCUGAUAAUUUUGAGGGAAAAUUAGCAUCUGUAAACUCCUGAAACGCGAGGAGCCUCGCAAGUUCCGCCCUCUCCCGCCUCGGGAGCCGACCUCCUUCCCCCGGUCCUGCCUCUGGAGCCUCCUGCCUCUGUCCUGCCCUAGAGAGCUAUAGAUGAAGACAGAAAAACAAACUACAAAGCUGCUGUCAAGAUCCAGCGCUGGUUUCGAGCAUGUGUUGUCCGAGCCUAUCUGAGACAUCUGAGCAAAAUGGCGACUUUGAUACAGAAGUGGUGGAGAGGUUAUCUAAGAAGAAAAUACUUCAGAGAAGCAGUGGAGAGAGCAUAUUUUAUUAAGAAGAAGAAAUUCUACAAUGAAAUGGCUGUCAGGAUCCAGAAAAUGUGGCGAGGCUAUUACGUUCGGAAGUAUAUCCAUAAUUUUUAUGCACGGAAGAACUACCUGGAAGCUGUUUGUGUGAAUAACGAGCUUGUCAGGCACGAACUUCAAGAGUAUGCAGAAAUGAAGGAAGAUGAAGAGAAAAUGAAAGACCUGGAAAAGAAAGAAAAGGAAAAGAAAUACCAAGCCCGAAAGAUGCAUUACCUCCUUAGCACUGAGCAGAUUCCAGGCAUCUACAAUUCACCAUUCAGGAAAUCCCCAGAACCGAUGGAACUGCUGCUACGGCAGUCAAAGCCACUGACCCACAGAAAGCAGCAAGUGAAGAGUCCCUUUGCUGAUGAGCUCUAUGGCUGGCCAACCUGUAAAGAGCCUCCAACUUUUGUCACAUCAUUGCCUCUGCUACCUGCUGACAGACAGAAACCUCAGGGGCCAUUCCGUGAUCCCGCUGAAGUGUUGCAGCAGCGCUACAAGCCUGUGGAACCAACCCUACGAGUGAGAGAAUCAAUGUUUUCGUCUCCAGCCAAGGCCAGAGAGCCAACACGAAGGGAGGAAUGGAGAAAUCCCAUCCAUGACAAUGAAUUUCUGCCAUUUUCUUCAUAUCAUAAAAAUUAUGAGAAGUAUGAGCCAUCACUUUUUAAGUCAGGCAAAUAUGGCCAAGAAGCUUAUGGAACUAAAUAUUUCAGAGAAGUAUAUCCUAAGAAGUGGAUAGCAGACAAGGACUUUGAAACCCUGUUUUCAUCAAUUGCUCUCUUCGAAAAGUUUGGAAAAACUUACUCCAGCACUGGCCAAAUAGUGUAAUUGUUCUGGAGACUAAAAACCAUGAGACACAUGAAAAGUAGUCAAUAAAUGUAUUUCAGCAAAUACAUUUAGCAAAUACAUUUAGCAGCAUGUUAACUAAAUGUCCCAUAAAAUACUCUUUUUGUGAUGUGUACUGUGUCUGAAGUAAUUUUAAUUGAUUUUGCUUGAAAUUUAGGCAAUGUGGCUUCCAAGAUUUAUCAAAAAUGAUUUUUUUUAAAAAAGUAUUAUCUUAAAGAAAUAAAUUCUAAAAAAGCUGUAUUUUAUUUAAUAUAAACAAUUUAAAGUACAAAAUCAGCGUCAUCAAGUAAAAUACUGAGCAUCACAUUUAUUCAUUACACAUUUGUAAGUGGGGUCAACACUAAAAAAGGAAAAAAGUGUAAAAUUUAUGUCUCUUUUUUUUCCCUCACAACUUUAAAUGUAUCUGGUUCAUCACUGUUCUUCAUCAUCUUCAGUGUUAGGUAUCCUUGACUGAUGCGUGACUUCAGAAGUGCAGGAUAGGCAUUAAAUGGAAGAGAACAUAUUUUAAAUCCUGUUAGAAUUUCUGUGGGUGAAAGAACUUCAGUUUUGAAAAAAAUAAAGUUCUGAUUACAUAUAUACCUUAUUACUAGGUCAGUUUUUCUAUUUCCAUUUAAUUUUCUUUAUCAGUACCUGUGCAUUAACUCCUUGUCCCGUAUACUGUGAGUACAAAAUCGUGUGAUGCUUGGUCAGAACACAUUUGAUGACAUGAAACUUAUGCUUGUUUCCUCUCUUCAUUAGCAAACAGUCAUGCAAAAUAUUGAGUAUCCUCAGAGCCCAUCCAGUUCAAAAGGCUCAAAGAAGUCAGUGGCUUAGGGGCCCCUGGUAACUCCCCAGGGGUCCCCCAAAUGAACAGCAACAUUCAGCAUCAUGGGAAGAUCUCAGCAUAUCUGAAGAUCAAAUUACAAGCUGAUUCUUAAAAUCAUGUGAGUGGAUUUUUUACAGGGAUUUUAGUCUGAAUUUGCUAUGAUACCAUAUUUGCUUUUCAUAUCAUUUGACUAUGUUUGAAUCAAAUAUUGAUUAUCUGUUACUCAAUGGUAGGCUUUUUAGUACUAUUUUUUAAAAUGUGGUUCUUAUGGCCGCUAUAAAUGUGAAGAAAACUUCAAUGUCUGUUUGUAUGAAAACUUUCUGAACCUGGUCUAGUGGAAGGUGUGCCUGCUCACGGCAUGGGCGUAGGAUCUGGAUGAUCUUUAAGGUCCCUUGCAACCCCAGCUAUUCUCUGAUUCUAUAAACUAGGAGUCACACAUUUCCUUUCUAUAGGUUUUCACCUGUCAGGCUAUGUGAAAAAGUUUUACUGCUACCACACCCCAGAGUAAAAGCCCUUCCAAUUCCAUUCCAGCAGGUUGCAAGAGCAGGCACUGUGCUGUACUGGUAUUACUUUUUGGAGUUUGUUAUUCUCAAGCUUUAAAAGUUUUAUUUCUGUAAUGAGAAAUUAGGUCUGGGAAGUGGGAAGCAGCAACCCCAGUGGCUGAGUUUCCCAGAUAAGAUUUAAUCUGAUCCAAUGUAUCAGAGUGCUUUAGUUGUUCCUGGAAGGGAUUGAACAUGAGACACUUGUGCAAAACUGUUGAUGAAUAAAGAUGGCAGAGUAAUUUUUAUAUGUGAGAGCUAUCUAUUUGAUUGCUUCAGCUUUAAGGUAGUUCAUCACAGUAAUUCACCCUGCGUUGCUUCUUUAACUUCAUACCACAGUUUCCCAUCAGUCCGAUUAGAAAUGGCAAUGCCUUUAUCAGAUUAAUCUUUCUUUUUCUUUCUUCCUUUCAGUAUCUCUGCUCCCAGGACAAAGCACAGCCUCCCAUGCAGUCUGUAUUGCAGGGUGGUAGUGGUCAUGGCUAAGGGGCUGGAGCACAGAGGGAGGUUAAUCCCAACACUUCCCAUGGGAAUUGUUUGAUACAUACAUACCUUUCCUCCUCUUGCCAAAAAAAAACCCCAAAACUUUUCUGUUUCUAAGCAGAUAACCAGAAAUGUUCUUACACAAAACCAGAUCUCUUUACUUUAUUAGACAACUAAACAUCCACGAAGUGAGGUUUGGAUUUUGGGCAUCUUUUUCAAAUUUCAUUUCACAAGGAAUCCAAUAUUCUUUAUCUGGAGUUCAAACAGAAUUUAUGUCAUUCAUGGGCAUAUAGCAUCCAGACUAUUUUGUGUAGGCACAGUAUAAUCCCAGAGUCCUUUUAUUUCUCAUUAAGUACAUCAAGCACUUCUUUACAUUUACACAAACUAUUUGAUAAUUUUUCUAGAGGGACCAUUUUUUUCUGCUGUCUUGCGUAAAUCAAAAUGUUUGCAUAUGGAAAACUUACAGUUUCAACUAAAGCCCAUUAAAGCUGAAAU
This is a messenger RNA of Motacilla alba alba, 4257 nucleotides long. It is a transcript of the gene SPATA17, whose product is annotated as spermatogenesis associated 17. NCBI's taxonomy places the organism in Eukaryota, Metazoa, Chordata, Aves, Passeriformes, Motacillidae. Gene Ontology annotation, molecular function: protein binding. The record is from RefSeq and is a predicted model, not a curated record. The coding region runs from base 997 to 1920 and encodes 307 amino acids. The transcript is spliced from 10 exons. Gene Ontology annotation, cellular component: spindle pole. Gene Ontology annotation, biological process: establishment of meiotic spindle localization; mitotic cell cycle; spindle organization.